GAGAGAGAGAGAGAGAGAAAGUGAAUUAUGUUUUUAAAAAUUAGUUUUCAACCACUAAAGCUAAUACUCAUAAAUACAACAAAAUAAAAGUGAAAGUAUAACAAUGGACUAUAAAAGCCUUGUACAGUUGUUUUCUGUCCAGUUAACACAUUAGCUGAAUGAAUCAACACAGCACAAACUACAGGUGAAAAACAACAUAAAAAUGGGGUCAUCAGAAUCAAAGCCUGCAGCAGCACCAGUGUCUAAGCCAGAAUUUAAUAAACCAUGGAGGAACUUUAAAUGGGAUCAGAAAGAUGCCCUGAAAAAGCGUCUAGAAGAAUUCACUCCCAGUAAUCCAGAGGUGAAACACAUCCAAAUCCUGGUUGCCGGACAAAUUGGAGCAGGAAAGUCCAGCUUUAUAAACUCCGUCAAUAGUGUCUUUCAACAACAGGUCAGAGCAAAUGCACUAGUUGAUGCAGCUGGUGGCAGUAAAAGUUUCACAAAAACACUCAAAGGAUAUCGCAUCAAAAGUAGAGAUAGGACUUUGCCCUAUAUCUUCAAAGACAUAAUGGGCUUAGAAGCUGACAUUUUGGCCGGUUCACAACCAGAUGACAUUGUCAAAGCUGUGUUUGGCCACGUGAAGGAUGGCUAUGAAUUUGACGAGAGAGACUCGCUCCCUCAAGAUGAUCAGCAUUAUAACAGUAACCCCAACCUCUCCGACAAGGCUUUCUGUUUGGUUUAUGUCAUAGCUGCUGAUACAGUAACAUUCACAGAUGACAAACUUGUUGACAAGUUCAAGAUCAUCCGCCAGAAAAUCAGUGAUAGGGGGAUUCCUCAAGUGGUUGUCAUGACCAAAGUAGAUGAAGCAUGUCCACUGGUGAAGAAUGAUCUAAGGAAGAUCUACACUAGCAAAAAAAUCAAAGAGAAGAUGGAGAUGUGCCGUGAUAAGAUUGGGGUACCAAUGUGCAACAUCUUUCCAGUGAAGAACUACCAUGAAGAGAUCGAAACUGAUGAUGAUACUGAUGUUCUGAUUCUAAAAGCACUGGAGCAGAUUGUUUGUGAGGCCAACGACCAUCUGAUUGAUAGUAGCCACUGACAUUAAAAAAGAUUUACACAAGAAAGUCAAAUAGAAGAUGGACAUGUGCUGUGAUAAGAUCGAUGUACCAACGUGCAACAUCUUCCCAGUGAAGAACUACCAUGAUGAGAUUGCUAAUUAUUGCUAAUAAGCUAUACUGACAAAAACACAAUAUUAAAGCAUAAAUAACUAACAACUUUGAAAAAAAUUGUCU
Molecule: messenger RNA, 1268 nt
Organism: Misgurnus anguillicaudatus (oriental weatherfish)
Lineage: Eukaryota; Metazoa; Chordata; Actinopteri; Cypriniformes; Cobitidae
Source: RefSeq, a predicted model, not a curated record